AUGGACGCCCGCCGCCGCCGGUCCUCCUCUUCCCUCGUGAAGAAACUCACCGCCGACGAACCACCGGUGGAAUCAAUGGAUAAAAAUUCUCUUAAAGUUAAGAUGGUGGAACGACAACAUGUUCAUGAUGAUGCCGUUAAGACGUCUGAUGUUUUGCCUCUUCCCAUUUACUUCACCAAUGCCGCUUUCUUCACUCUCUUCUUCUCUGUUGUUUACUUUCUUCUUACGCGGUGGCGUGAGAAGAUUCGUUCAUCAACUCCUCUUCAUGUCGUUACGCUUUCUGAAAUGGUAGCCAUUUCUGCGUUUAUCGCUUCCUUUAUUUACCUUCUCGGAUUCUUCGGAAUCGACUUUGUUCAGUCGAUUUUCCGUCCUUCGCAUGAUGUAUGGACCUCUGAAGAUGAUGAGGUCGUUCUGAUUAAGGAGGAUACUCGGAAGGUUCCGUGUGGUGCUGGAAUCGAUUGUUCGAUUCCGAUUUUGGCACCUCCUUUGCAAUCUGUGACAAAAGUUGUUGAUCAGGUGCCUGUUAGCAUCGAUUUGACGGAGGAGGAUGAGGAGAUUGUUAAAUCUGUUGUGACUGGAACUACGCCAUCGUAUUCGCUUGAAUCGAAGCUUGGUGAUUGUGGACGAGCGGCGGCAAUCCGUCGCGAGGCCUUACAGAGAGUAACCGGGAAGUCGCUCUCGGGGCUUCCGUUGGAAGGAUUCGAUUACGCUUCGAUUUUAGGGCAGUGCUGCGAGAUGCCUAUUGGAUAUGUACAGAUUCCGGUGGGAAUCGCUGGGCCAUUGUUGUUAGACGGCAAGGAGUAUUCUGUACCCAUGGCUACCACCGAAGGUUGCUUGGUUGCGAGUACAAAUAGAGGUUGUAAAGCGAUUAUGAUGUCCGGUGGAGCUAACAGCGUGUUGUUGAGAGAUGCAAUGACGAGAGCACCUGUUAUGAGAUUCGCUACGGCGAAAAGAGCAGCGGAAUUAAAGUUCUACGUUGAAGAUCCGGCGAAUUUCGAUACCUUAGCCUCCGUUUUCAACAAGUCCAGUAGAUUUGGAAGGCUACAGAGUAUCAAAUGCGCCAUUGCUGGUAAGAAUCUCUACAUGAGAUUCUCUUGCAGUACUGGCGAUGCUAUGGGGAUGAAUAUGGUGUCCAAAGGCGUUCAAAACGUUCUAGAUUUUCUCCAGAAUGAUUUCCCUGACAUGGAUGUAAUUGGCAUAUCAGGAAACUACUGUUCUGACAAGAAGCCAGCUGCUGUGAACUGGAUCGAAGGGCGUGGUAAAUCAGUGGUUUGUGAGGUUACAAUCAAGGAUGAUGUAGUGAAGAAGGUCCUCAAAACCGACGUUCAAGCCUUAGGUGAGCUCAACAUGCUGAAGAAUCUCACUGGUUCUGCCAUGGCUGGAGCUCUUGGUGGGUUCAACGCCCAUGCCAGUAACAUAGUUUCAGCCAUCUAUAUAGCAACAGGGCAAGAUCCUGCACAGAACGUUGAGAGUUCUCACUGUAUUACAAUGAUGGAAGCUGUGAAUGAUGGCCAAGAUCUUCACGUCUCUGUUACCAUGCCUUCCAUAGAGGUGGGUACAGUUGGAGGAGGGACCCAACUUGCUUCUCAAUCUGCUUGUUUGAAUCUACUUGGAGUUAAAGAAGCCAACAGAGAAGCACCAGGAUCUAACUCAAGGCUGCUAGCCACCAUUGUAGCUGGCUCAGUUCUUGCAGGAGAAUUGUCUCUUAUGUCUGCAAUUUCAGCUGGACAUCUUGUGAGGAGUCAUAUGAAGUACAAUAGAUCCAGUAGAGAUGUCACUAAAGCUUCUUCCUCUUAAGAUCAUCUUCUUCUUCUCGUUCAAGGUAAUGAUUAUCUGUUCCCACAAGAAGAAAAUUUGCAGAAAAACAGCAGGCGGUGACUUUUGAAUAAUCAAUGGAUUUUGGACAUAAAACACAAAAGCCCCACAUGUAACUUUGGGAAUGAGUGACCACAAAACACAGUCAACCAUAUAACAAAAAGCUUCAAACCCUUUAUGUAAUUUUAGUUUUUUUUUCUUCUUUGAAUUAUAUAUAUAUAGCGUUGUUCUCUCGAUCUUCUUCUUCAAUUCAAAAGUUCAACAAACCCCAUGUAACUGAAAUUAUGUAAUUGUGUGAUGUGAUGAUGAAGUUCCUUCCCUUUUUUUUUU
Messenger RNA from Benincasa hispida (wax gourd), 2145 nucleotides. Its product is annotated as 3-hydroxy-3-methylglutaryl-coenzyme A reductase 1-like. Lineage: Eukaryota; Viridiplantae; Streptophyta; Magnoliopsida; Cucurbitales; Cucurbitaceae. Gene Ontology annotation, biological process: sterol biosynthetic process; coenzyme A metabolic process; isoprenoid biosynthetic process. Gene Ontology annotation, molecular function: hydroxymethylglutaryl-CoA reductase (NADPH) activity; protein binding. The record is from RefSeq and is a predicted model, not a curated record. Gene Ontology annotation, cellular component: peroxisomal membrane; endoplasmic reticulum membrane.